This is a messenger RNA of Naegleria fowleri, 3243 nucleotides long. RefSeq lists its product as uncharacterized. Lineage: Eukaryota; Heterolobosea; Eutetramitea; Acrasida; Naegleriidae. The transcript has 3 exons. The record is from RefSeq and is a predicted model, not a curated record. Gene Ontology annotation, molecular function: calcium-dependent cysteine-type endopeptidase activity. Gene Ontology annotation, biological process: proteolysis. Bases 1 to 3243 code for a protein of 1080 amino acids.
AUGUCUAAAACACCUUCUCAAACUGCCCGAAAGACUGGAAAGGGAGGAAAAAAGAAUGAGAAAGUUGAAGUUACUUUAUUGUCGGAUCUAAUUUAUAAUAGUAAUGAGAACAUUGAAAAGAUGUUUCCGGAGUGGGAUGAAGAGGUUUUAAAAGCAUUGAUGGAAAGAGAUAAACAAUUAUAUAGCGAGGAGGGAACUAAUGUCAACAAACGACCUUCCACUAAUAAUGCAAACAAAAAGAAAGAUUCUUCUUUGGACGAAAUCUUAAAAAAUGUGCACGCGAUUGACUCAAACAAAAUUGCAUUUGACAAUGUCACUUGCUCAGAUUUUACCAAAAAUUUAAAGGAAUGGAAGCCCUUGAGAUCAAAAUGGGAACCAAGAAUGUCACGUGAUCUAUUUCCAGCACAUCCAUAUUUCGGAAGAUUUUACAAAACAAAAGAAGAUGCUCAAAAACAAGCUGUAGACGCACCAGACAAAAAGAAACAACCUCAAAAAAAAGCAACUGAAGAGCCUGAACCGCCAUCGUUUGUCCCAAUUGUUUUAGAGUCGUCGGAUGAGGAGGAAUUAAUUGUUGAAGAUUUUGAAAAAUAUUCUCAAGUACUAGAUAUCUCAAACAAAGGACAAUGGACUAAGGCAUUUGUGUCUGCUCUUUAUCAUAUUGAGGAAUGCAAAGAAUACAUUCCGUUCGGAUCGUAUUUGUGGGAAAAGAAUUUGGCCCAAAAAAGAAAACAGUCAGCUACCAACAACCGAAUUGUGAUUGUCGAUGACAAAUUACCUCAUGAUGCUAGUGGAAAGAACCUAUUUCCAAUUUCUCCCUAUGACGAAUUUUGGCCUUCCAUUCUCUUUAAAGGAAUAAUUGCGAUAUCUAUCGGAAACGAACACCUUGCCUUCUCAAAUCCAUUGUGGUGUUUUUCUGCGCUGUUUUCAAAUUUUGGCUCUCAAUCUCUCUCCUGUGCCAACUGUCUCGACAUCAUUUCACCAAUAACAUGCUCUCUACAAUCAAACAAUGAAUGGAAGAAUUCUUUUGAUUUAGUUAGGUUUUUAUGCAACAACCCUCAAACAGGAGACAACACCAAGAAAAAGAUAUUACUCCUGACUUGUAGAAAAGACAUUGAUGUUGAAACAUCUGGUUUAAGGAAAGACAAUCUUUACCGAGUGGAGGAUGUUAAGGUGUGCAAGGGAGAAACUAUUCUAAAGGUCGUCUCGAACGAUGUAGCUUGGAAUGGAAAAUAUUCAUACAAAAAUUCGUCUGUUUGGAGUGCCGAUUUUGAAGAGGAAUUAGGAUUUUGCUAUCAGGAUAGAAGAAUUCAAAAAAGGAUGAAAGAUUUUUGGGUAGAAGUAACAGAUCUUCAAAAUUAUUUCGAAGGUAUACACAUCCUUCAUGAAAUUUCAAGUUACUCUGUUAGAGCUGCUCUUGGUAGUCAUGCAACUCAAAUAAGUCCCAUUGUAUUUUAUAUUACUGAGACAACCAAACUAUUUAUUCGAAUUCUAGGUGAAAAACAAGCCAAUCCAAGGGUGGUUGUUAAAAAGGCUAGCAAUUGGAAAAAAUUGACGCCUAGUAAGGUAAUUCAUGAUUUCUCGAUAUUUAGCUACGACUGUUUAAUUCCAUUAACUCUUCCAUGCAAAGACGAUUUUGAUAUUUUUGAGAUUAGGUUUUCUAAUGUGGAGAAUCAAUAUAUAGAAUUUCUGAGUGAAAAAAAACUGGUAUUUGGAAAACAAGAGGAUAUUUACUCUUCAAAACUAAGCCAAUCUAUCCAAAGAACAGACACUUUAACCUCUCCUCCUCAUGAAAUGGAGGAAUGGAAAAUCUGGAGUGUUCAACAAUUUAACAUUGAGAAAGAGGGAGUUUUCAGUGCAAGAUUGCUAGUUGAUGAUAUUUCAAUUCUUCCAUUCACUCAUCUCGUUCUUAUUAAUAAUGAAAACUUGUCUGUUGUGAAGUCUAUCAAUGGAAGAAUUUUCCCAGUGAAAUUACUUCCUUGUACACAUCAAUAUUCACUGGUGUGCUACGCAUGUCCAAACAAAAGCCUAGAGAGCACGAACUACGCUCUAGAGACAAUUUCUGAGAAUGAUGUUUUUGAUUUGGAAGCAGCAAAAACUCUUACAUGCUAUCCAGUUUCAAUCAAAGGAAGAUAUUACACCAAUCCUGAGAGGGAGCUAUUUCGGUUUAGGUUAGACGUAGGAGAAAAGGCAAAUAUUUGUUUUAGAUUGAAAUUGAGUGAAGCCACUCCAGUUAAGGUGGUCGUGAAUAAGGUUGAGAAUUUUGAGAGUAGUGUGACCAUAUUGGAAUUUGAAAAUUUUGAAUCAGAAUGCGUGAUUACAGUGCCAAACUUGGUUGUUUAUCCAAGCUCUAAAAAUCAAAAUAUUAGUUACAACAUUGUUUGUACGAUAGAUGAAAAGAAAGCUUUGGAGAUUUUAUCAAAUAGAAUUAGCGUGGCCGAGUCUGAAUUCCUCCAAUAUCUCAAAGAAAAGAGCGAAACCACCACUCUUCAAGAAUUGAACGCUGAAGAAUCGAAAGCUACUGAUCUAAAGUCGCCAAAGAAAAGUGCCAAAAAGCCUGCAUCUGCUGUUAAGAAACCAACGACGAAUCAAAAAGCGAAAAAAGAACAAGCCAGAAUUCCUUCAAAACAGGACAAACCUCAAGUGCUUACUAGUCAGUAUAUUGAGGGUACAGAGAACAGUUCAAUGCCUAGCUUAAUUUAUUCCCUAGACAUUUUCUCAACUACGCCCAAUAUUAUUUAUGAAGAGGUGAAUGUAAAGAAACAAAUCAUUGACCAACUUGUUGAAGAAUGGGAAUCAAACUCGCCUCAAAAUGUCGAGAACGGCUUAGUAGCAAGAGAGAAAUUUAUCAAAGAACGCCUCAAACAACUGCUUUCCACUAACGAAAACUCACCCAGAGCUGAAUUACAAUCCCAAACUACGAAUGAAACGGAAACAGAACGAAAAGACAGACUUGCUCGAGAAAAAGAACAAAAUGCUCAAAAGAUAAAACAGCUGAGAGAGUUCAGGGACAACGAAAUGAAACAGCUAGAUCUUGUUGUGAAUGAUAAUGUGGAAAGAUCUCUUCAAACUUGUUCGUCAAUAAUGAAAGAGAAAUUCAUUGAAACUCAAAAACAAGUUCUAUCUAUGAAGGAACAAAAGCUUGAAGAAGAAAAAAGAAUUGAGCUAGAAAGGCUGAAUGAAGAAAAAAGUGCAAAAAAGGGAGCAACCAGUGGUGCCAAUACAGCUCGAAAAUCUACAAAAUAA